AUGACCAGCGAACUCUCGACCUUCGGAUUCUUGUGUGAAUUGAAUGAUGAAACCAUUUAUACAAUUGAGCGUGGAAUCAUCGAAUUGAAAAAUACUGGAGAUUUAAAGCUCGGCGCCUGGUACGAUAUUUGGGAAAACGAGCUUGAGCCACGGACCAUGUACGAAAACAAAAGAUGCGAAGUGUGGGAGCAUAAUGGAGAAGUAUUCGCUCAAGUAUUGGCAAUCGGACCCAACAGUUUCUUUCUCGAUAAGGAUAUCUCUCAAAAGUAUAAGUAUGCUGUCUGGUCUCCAUUAUUGAAAUUUCUCGACGAUGGAUAUAAUCUAUUCAAAGAUAAAAUUAGAGGAGAUGAUGUUGUUGAGAUUGUUGUCAAGUAUGCUCCAUGGAAAAACGGCAACUUCAAAAUCGUAGAACUCAUUGAAGAGGCACCAUUCGAAGGCUCUUCAUACUGUCGGCUUCCACCAUGGACCCUUGAACAAAUGGGAAGAAAAUUGCCGGAGGCCCUUGUGCCAAAGCUGGAUUCCCUCUGUAUCAACCAGUUUAAAAACAUCCAACCACAGGACGUCCACGUGGGUGUCUGCAUAAAAGCGGAAGCCUGGAAUCCUGCGUUUCCACAAAGAGUUAAACCGAAAGAUGGAGUUAAUUUUAAGUGCUCCUAUCUGUUCACUCCUACAUUAGGACUCGUCCGUUGGGUCAUACAAGACUUUAAGACUACGGAACCAACAGCAUCGCAUCCAGCUGUGUAUAAUGUGAACAGUGAUAUGAUCGAAAUUGGCAAACGUACUGGAAAGUGGGUCUCUUUCAACUUGUGUGAAGAAAACAAAUACAGAAAGAGUGGCGGUCCAAUAAGUAAACCAGCGCUGAUCAGAGCAACGGCUGUAAAUGUGAAGGAGGUUUCACAUGUUCCAAGAGUGACACGUGUUGUUGGUGGAGAAGCUGAGACCAUAGAGACUCACCGUCAAAAUCUAGAACCUCAGGAGGCCGAGAAGCUGCAAAAAGAAGCAAUCGUCGUCUCCGUUACCGCUGUGGUUCACAACAACUUCAUGAAAAACUUCAAGACUUAUCCAAAAAAUGGAAUCUUUUUUGCCAAGGAAGUCGACACAAUUUGCUAUCUCAACGGAGGAAGAAUCAUCUAUCAAAAAUAA
Messenger RNA from Caenorhabditis remanei, 1143 nucleotides. RefSeq lists its product as uncharacterized. The transcript has 8 exons. Lineage: Eukaryota; Metazoa; Nematoda; Chromadorea; Rhabditida; Rhabditidae. The record is from RefSeq and is a predicted model, not a curated record. Bases 1 to 1143 code for a protein of 380 amino acids.